This is a messenger RNA of Parnassius apollo (apollo), 1167 nucleotides long. The record is from the annotation of a GenBank genome assembly. NCBI's taxonomy places the organism in Eukaryota, Metazoa, Arthropoda, Insecta, Lepidoptera, Papilionidae.
AUGAGCGACCAAAAAAAAUCCACAGAAGCAGCGUCACGUGUGUGCUGGACGCUUAAUAAACACCAGAAACCAUUUUCGGAUUCUGAGAUAGUGAAGGAAUGUAUGUUGGCAGCAGUCACGGAACUUUUUGAAGAAAAAAAAGAUGUUGUCGCUGGAAUUCAAAAUAUUCCAUUAUCAGCAAGAAGCAAUACGCGAAGAACUGAAAUUUUAGCUGCUGAUAUUAAAAUCACCCUUUUCGAACUUCUGCAAAAGGCACCUUGCUACGCUAUAGCACUUGAUGAGUCAUGUGACAUUGUUGAUGAUGAACAAAUGUCAAUUUUUGUCAGAUUUCUUGACAUUGAGUCUAAAAAUUUUAGGGAAGGGUUGCUAACAAUAUUGCCUCUAAAAAGUAACACUCGAGGAGAAGAUUUAUUCAAGGUAAUUGAUGAAUUUAUUACUAAAUCUAACAUCAGUUACGAUAAAAUUGUGUCGCUUUCAACUGACGGGGCCCCAGCAAUGAUUAGGAAAGAAAAAGGUGUAGUAAAGAGAAUUAGGGAUAAAAAUCCAGGCCUAAUAUCGUAUCAGUGCAUAAUUCACCAGGCAGCCCUUUGUGGAAAACUUAGCGCUACACUGAAAGAAGUAAUGGACAGCUUAGUGAAGUUAGUAAAUUUUAUGAGAUCUCAUUCUGCUCUUCAGCACCGACAUUUCAAGGAGUUUCUUUUUGAAUGUGAUUCAGCGUAUUCUGACUUACUGCAACACAACAAUGUUCGUUGGCUAAGUAAAGGUCAAGUUAUUGAACGUUUUUGGCUAAUAAAAGAACAAGUAACCUCCUUCUUGCAAAACUUAAAUACGCAGGGAGCUAAGAAGCACCUUGAGUUCGUAACAAAUAAGCGCAAUAUGCUGGUUGUGGCUUUUCUAAAAGAUAUUUUGAAAUAUUUAAAUGCGCUCAGCACAGAGUUACAAGGAAAUGGAAAAUUAAUAUGUGAUCUGAUACAAAGCGUGUCUGCUUUUCGUCGUAAGCUGGAUAUCUUUGAAAAAGAUAUUGCAAGACAAGAAUUAUUCAUUUUCCGACAAUUUUGGAAUAUAAAAAGGAGAACUCUGAAGAAGACAUUGCAGUGUUUACAACAUUAUUUUUGGCCGAUCUUAGGAACGAAUUUCCCACAAGAUUCCAAGACUUUGCAGAGAUAG